Messenger RNA from Rhopilema esculentum, 1310 nucleotides. Its product is annotated as 2,4-dienoyl-CoA reductase [(3E)-enoyl-CoA-producing], mitochondrial. Gene Ontology annotation, biological process: fatty acid beta-oxidation. Gene Ontology annotation, cellular component: mitochondrion. The record is from RefSeq and is a predicted model, not a curated record. Gene Ontology annotation, molecular function: 2,4-dienoyl-CoA reductase (NADPH) activity. Lineage: Eukaryota; Metazoa; Cnidaria; Scyphozoa; Rhizostomeae; Rhizostomatidae.
UGGUAAAAGAAUAGGUUUCAGUAGAAAUUAUCAUCAAAUACCAAACAAGCUGGUUAAAAUAUAUUUCACAAGGAACGUCGGUCAUCGUUACUGCGCAGGAGAGCUCUUUAUGAACCUUACCCCUUGCACAGUGAUCUGACCUUGCUUUGUGUAGCAUGGCUGCAAGAAAUGUCAGGUUCCCCCUACAAAGGCUCGUCAAAACAGUAAACCAGUUGAAACCGAACUCUGCAAUGGCUACUCAGGCGAGGGACAUUUCCACAAACUUUAAUGCGAGAAACGACAUCAUGCUACCGAAAGGCACCUUUGAAGGCAAAGUUGCAUUUGUCACAGGGGGUGGAACAGGUCUUGGCCAAGGUAUGGUGAAAACUCUAUCUGCUCUUGGUGCAAAAGUGGGAAUCAUGAGUAGGAGAUAUGAUGUAUUGAAGAAAACGGCUGAUGAAAUUUCAGGCGAAACUGGGAAUCAGGUGUUUGCCGUUCAAGGUGAUGUUAGAGAUCCAGAAUCUGUAAAGGCAGCAUUGGAUGCAGUAGAAGCUGAGCUUGGAUUGCCAAAUAUUGUCAUUAACAAUGCAGCUGGAAACUUUAUCUCCCCAUUUGAGAGAUUAUCUCCAAACGCAUUUAAGACUGUCAUUGACAUUGUACUUAAUGGAACUGCAAAUGUGACACUUGAUGUAGGCAAGAGACUUAUAAAGGCUAAGCAAGGGGCAAAUUUUCUCAGUAUAUCAGCAAUAUAUGCAACAUCCGGAUCUGGUUUUGUAGUGCCUUCUGCAGCAGCCAAGGCGGGAGUAGAAGCAAUAACAAAGUCCUUGGCCGUUGAAUGGGCUCGAUAUGGUAUGCGCUUCAAUGCAAUUGCACCUGGGCCUAUCAAAACAGAGGGAGCCUUUAGCCGGCUUGACCCUACAGGUGCCUUUGAGGAGCAUAUGCUUGACAGAAAUCCAACGAAAAGAAUUGGAACGAGAGAAGAACUUGCUAACCUUGUAGCAUACAUGGUUAGUGACUAUUCAAGUUGGAUGAAUGGAGAGGUUGUCGUUCUUGAUGGAGGCGAAUUUAGAGCUUUGGCGGGGGAAAUGAAUGCAGCUUUACAGGUUACCGAUGAACAAUGGGAUAUGAUGGAAAAAAUGGCAAAGAAGAAAAAACCAAAACUUUGAAAAGACAGCUAGUUUGUAGCUUCUAUCCGGUGCAUUUCACUGCCAAUAUUUCAAUGCUAAAAUAGAUUUUAAGAGUGAAUGAUAGUUCAGAUUUUGAAUUUUGGAAUAAAAAGUGUAAUCCUGUACAUGUGAAUUCGAUUCUAAGCCAAAAAUGUGUUUGCCUUC